UAAUCUAUAAUUUUUCAGAUAAGAGAUGUUGCAAAUUUGGAUGCUCUAAUGAAGCUACCAGUAAUAGAUCUUGUUUUAGAUGGGAACCCGUUAUGUAAUAAGUUCAGAGAUAAAGAUACUUAUAUAAGUGAAGUCCGUAAAAGGUUUCCCAAAUGUAUAAAAUUGGAUGGAAUUGACCUGCCUCCACCGAUAAGUUUUGACAUCUCAGAAGAAACGCAUCUACCUGAUGGGCAACAAACUUUCCUCUGCAACUCUGAAGGGGAAGUAAUUGUGCGACAGUUUUUGGAGCAAUAUUUUCAAAUCUAUGAUACUGAAAAUAGGCAACCGCUUUUACAAGCAUAUCAUGAACAUGCUGUAUUUUCAUUAACAAUGGCAUACCCCUAUGGAUAUGGAAAAGAAAAGAAUGUAUCUUGGCUGAACUGGUACAAUACAGACAAUAGAAAUAUAUUAAAACUCACUGAUGGGGACAGAAGAUUUAAAUUGUUGAGACAGGGACAUCUUUCAGUAGUAUCUUAUUUGCAAGAAAUGCCGCAGACAAAGCAUGACAUUCAUAGUUUUACUGUUGAUUUGACAAUUUUUACACCACACAUGAUUUCCUUAACCAUAUCUGGCAUGUAUAAAGAACUGAAAAGUGGACAUAAAAUACCGCCAACCAGAUUUUUCUUCAGAACUCUGGUUAUAGUACCUGCAGGAACAGGAUUUUGUAUCGCCAAUGAUCUACUUCAUGUUAGUAAUGCCACUCCAGAUCAAGCAAAGGUAAAUAUCUAAUGAACAUUUGUUUUA
This is a messenger RNA of Sitophilus oryzae (rice weevil), 783 nucleotides long. RefSeq names its product nuclear RNA export factor 1-like. Gene Ontology annotation, molecular function: RNA binding. The transcript has 4 exons. Lineage: Eukaryota; Metazoa; Arthropoda; Insecta; Coleoptera; Curculionidae. Gene Ontology annotation, biological process: poly(A)+ mRNA export from nucleus. The record is from RefSeq and is a predicted model, not a curated record. Bases 49 to 768 code for a protein of 239 amino acids. Gene Ontology annotation, cellular component: nucleus.